AUGGGAGUCGACGUUGAAAACUUGUCAGACGCGGAGCUGAAAGAACAGCUAAAGUCUCAUGGCGUCAACGUCGGACCGAUUGUCGGGACAACGAGAAGUAUUUUCGAGAAAAAGCUGAGAGACAUUCUCAGCGGAAAAGUGAAACCAAAUAAUAAGGUGUAUUUUUGCAAAUGAAGUAACGAACAUAGAAUCUUGAAGCCUGUGAGUUCGAAUAGUUCUGAGAGUUCCAAACCAACGUCAGUCCGACAGAAAGCCUCUAGUAGCUCUGCGUCGAGUCAAUCUUCAUCCGUUCCCCGUAAAGUUGUUAGUGAGGGUUUGUAAUAUUUCAGAUUCGUCGGAGAGAGAAACUCUUUGAAUUUUUAGAAGAAGAAUCUGAUGAAGACGACGAGCCGAUCGUGUCUCCUUCAUUCACACCCAAUACUACUAACAAACCAGUCACAUCUACUCCGGAAAGUUUCAGCACUCCUGACAGCAGCGAUAACUCGAACGCCACUUCUUCAUACAGACACACAGCGCAAGUUUUUUGAACUUGUUUUUCAUUUUAUUUGGAAAGCGUUACAUGAUUGAGCUCAAUUUCAGGAUUUCUGAGAAAAGAGGAAACGUGUCGAGUUCAACAGCUCGACAAGAAGUUUUAGAGUCGCGUCAACGCAUCGACCGCCCAGGAGCGACACCUCCUCGGAACAAAACUCUUCGGUUUUGAAAAACUUGAUCUAAUGACGGUCAUGGGCAUAUCUCCUUCCAGAACGCCGUUUGUGGCUAACGGCUCUCCAAAAAGCAAGCACGCCGGAGAGAGCAGGGUUCGAACUUCGGUCAUUGCGUCCUACACGUCACCCAAACACCCUGUUUCGAGCCGAAAGAUUUUAUCAAGUAUGUGACGAACUUUCAUCAUAUACUCAUAGGCAAGGUUUCAGCCCCGGGAAUCAGGACCAUGCAUGACCUCGGUUCAACGACGGCAGAAGAAGACGAUGACGAGGAGGACGGUAUCGAGAGCAAUCGUGUCAUCUACACCAGCGAUGCCUCGGAUCGUCAGAAUUUUCUCGGCCGCACUUGGGACAGAGUCUUGGGAUAUGACGUCGGUUACUUUCUCAUUCUUUAUUAGAAUUCGUCGAUUACAGUUCAAAACCUCGUCGAAGCCUGGCGAGCGGUACGACUUUCGUGUCGGCGGUUCUCGUACCAGUGUAAUUAAAGAUCCUAGAACUGGCAAAUACAUCGUUAAGCAGACGAAAGCUUUCUCGUGAGUUUGAUUUUAAAAAGUGCGCAGGUAAGUUUUUGUGAAUAUCAAAUAGUUCAAGUGUUCAAAUAAUAUUUUUAGUCGUGAACAUCAUGAUCUACAAAAAUUUUGGCGGUUUAGCGAAGCCAUUUUUAGAAAUACGACUGCAAAGCGUCAUUCAUAUCACCCCAAUUAUAAAACUUGCUUCUACGCGAAAAAGAGAGAUAAUUUAUAUUCAGUUCUUGGUUAACUCGAGGCAUAAUAGACUAGACAUAACUUUUCGUUUUUACAGUUUCUCUGACGCACUACGCAUCUGUUUAAUCACUUUAUGUGUACUUUUCGGCGUCCUAGUUGUGGCCUAUGCAAUCACGAACCAACGGGAAUCUGUCAAAGGAUUUUUUGAAUCCCUUAAAAGUGAGUUUUUUUUUGUUUUUUCACGCUUCGCCGAUGAAUAAAUUUUUCUCGAAUUAACUUACUUUUCAUUUCCUAUUCGAGGAAGAAAGUUUUCAGGUGCUUUUCGAGAUACCUUUAACCUUUUCUACCGUUAUACUGUUCUGCCAGCUCUCGUAUCGCUUUUUGGUGAGUAAGAAAAAACUGUUUAACAUCGUAAUUGAUUCUAGCUGUUCUGUUGGCCUGCGGGGCUUUCUUCGGAUACAAAAAAUACAAAGAGGAGUGCGAUAAAGAGGAAGAUGCAAGGUUCGAGUUGAUCGACCGAAUUCUGAGUUUGUUUCCAGAUAAAUUUCAUUGAUGAAAAUGAAGUUCAGAAAUGAUUGAAGAUUCCUCCAAGGAAGGAGUCUCUUACAUUUCGCAGCCACAUGUUCGAGACGUUCUUUUUCCGCCUUCGAGGAGGUGAAUUUAUUUAUCAAUUCGAUUGAGUACUGCUUUGAUUACAUAUAGAUAACCUAGAAAACUUCCAUUUAGAAGAAAGACCGAGUUGGCCCGUUGGGAGAAGGCCGUCGCAUUCAUCGACACGAACGAGUCGCGUGUGGCGACGGAGGUGCGAGUUCUGCCUAACGGUCACGAGUGCGCCGUCUGGAAGUGGAUUGGCAGACGUUUCUGA
Caenorhabditis auriculariae is the source of this 2270-nucleotide messenger RNA. Lineage: Eukaryota; Metazoa; Nematoda; Chromadorea; Rhabditida; Rhabditidae. The record is from the annotation of a GenBank genome assembly.